Molecule: messenger RNA, 10827 nt
Organism: Brienomyrus brachyistius
Lineage: Eukaryota; Metazoa; Chordata; Actinopteri; Osteoglossiformes; Mormyridae
Gene: smtnb
Product: smoothelin b
Exons: 16
Coding region: 4005-7235 (1076 amino acids)
Biological process (GO): actin cytoskeleton organization
Cellular component (GO): filamentous actin; microtubule organizing center
Molecular function (GO): protein binding
Source: RefSeq, a predicted model, not a curated record
CAGUCCUGCCUCAAUCACACACGCAUCCAGCAGAAGAGUAGUAGAGGAAUACUGGAUUGUCAAAGAUGAGUCUGGUUCUCAGGGGUCCCUUAAUUGUACCAUUAAGAAAGUUAAUGUAAUUUUCAUCCAGCUUCCAUAAUCACUUCUUCGGUGUAAGGUUGUGAGGAGCCCGGGGCAUUUUCUAUAAGACCCAGGACAGGAUGCCAGCCCAUGGCACACACAUUUACACAAGCAUGGGGCAGGACCCCUAGAGGUAUGAGGCUACAUUGCUACCCAAGGUGCUACUGUUCCACCCCUUCUGAAUAAAAUGAAUUGAUUUAAAAUAACUAAGUGGCUAAAUGGAUAUAAUGAUGGAAUGGAAGCUAAAUCCAUUUGGAUACAUAACUGGAUACACAGAGGCUAACUGGGCCUUAUGGUGGCUCAAUGGGCAGUACUGUUGCCUCAUACCUCCAGGGUUAUGGCUUUGAAUUACAAGUCUGUGUGUGACUGUGUGUGUUUUUUUCCAUGUUAUGUGGGUUUUUUUAUAGUUCAAAGACAAGCAGUUCUAACUGAUAUCCCUCAGUUGGCCAUAGUGUAUUGUUGUGUCUAUGUGUGCUCAGAAGUGCCUUGCAAUGUACUGGUAUCCUAUCUUGGGUGUUACCCAGCCCUAUGCUCUGUACUGCUUGGGAUAGGCUACAGCACCCUCCCAUUUAAACAGGGUAAAUAAUUGGAUGAUGGAUGGAUAUAAACUAACUUUUAAGAACAGUUUUUAAGAACAGUUGCUGGACCCCUGUCAUUUCUCCUAUUUCUAUAUUUCGAAGUUAAUUGAUAAUGUAAAAUUAUAUGUUUCCUUUUGUAAAAUGUGAAACACACACAGUGUUUUGUGGGUGCUUAAUAUACUUGUGUAUGAGAGAAGAUGGGGCUGAGACUGUUUUACUGCCACGGGCAACGACAAAAAUGAAGUGAACAGAAAUACCCAGCAGGUCCGCCUCAGAUGUGCAUCGGUGCUGGCGGUCUUGGGAUGCUUUGUGUGGUGACUAUUCUCCAUACGUAUUGAGAAGACAUUAGCGAGGUUUAUGGCUUCUGCAGUGGUGCCAGCUGCCCACGUAAGCUUUGGAAGCUGCCAUAAGACUAAAGGGAAAAAAUGUUUACUCGGCCCUAAACCCUGGCUGGGUCAGCUCAGAAAAGCACCAUACUGCUUUUCCAAGUUCAUAAAUUGAAUAUGACGCCCCACAGCAAGUCUGUCAUUUCCAACAUGGCUGUUUACACAGUCUGCUGUCUCAUGAAAUGUGAAAUUAGAAUGUUGGUUUAACAUUGGCAUAAGAGCAAAGCUGCUCCCUCAAGACAGGGUUUCCAUUCUCCUCAAUGCUUGUGUUAACUACUGCCCUCUUGAGUUUUAACGUAGAACAACACAUUGCUGUUUAGGUCCUCAAGAGCUCAAGUUUUAUAUCAAGCAAAAUUUUAUGUCGCUAUCUGUAUAGAGGCUGUAAAGAGAUUACUUGUCAAGACUCUCAAGGCUGAUUCAUACUUCAUAUGAAAGCGGGUGUGCAUAGUGACAGUGACCAUGCAUGAUCCUGAAUGUUCAUACUUCUAGCACCAACAUGCCAUGCAACUGUGUACUUUGGUGUCAGGCCUGGUGUAGCACUGUAGUGUAAAACUGUUCUUAAAAGUCAUAUUUAUGAAGAGUGAUAUGGAUGUUCUAAAAAUAAACAAGAAUUUUCCCAUGCACAAGUCAGGGUUAUAAUCGUAAAAAACAUUUCCAUAAACAAAAUGAGUUAUAAAAAUAAAAUAACUACAGCUAAACAAAGAUUUUCAAUAUUGCUUCCAAAACCAGCUGAAAUAAAAACAAAUGUCACAUACUUCCUGUUACUUAUUUUAAAUACUAUUUAGCAGAAGUAAUUUGUUUAUCUUUGGGCCUGUCUUGCAAAUGCAGAUGAACCAUAGAAAUGGGCAAGAGUGCUACAUUGCAACAUUUUGUAGUAGCUAGCAAAGACUUACAAGUUUCCAUCAAUCCCUAGAAAUAAAAUUAGUAAAACCUAAACUAAAAUGUAUAACAACUACAUAGAUUUACAUCUUUAAAGUAAAAACUAAUGAAGUCACACCUAAAACAAAGUUAGAAUUCAAAUGAAAAUCAAAAUGCCGAUAAAACUCAUUCAGAAACAUAUACAGGUAUGUGCCAUUACAGUACAAACAUUUCAUUUUAGUUUGUAGCCAUCUUUUUUAUAAUCUUAUAGUGAGGAAUAACAUAAAUGCUAGUAUUGACUUUUUCAGUCAACCAUUCUUCAAAUCCACAAGCUAUUUUUUGUCAUAGGGUAGAAAGGGUGUUUGUAUUCAGUCUUUGGUCUGCAUAUAUUUUGCAGUGUAAAUUACCAUCUGUACAUUUGAAUCUCAGUGUCUGUGAAUUUCCAAAGUCUUCAGAAAGAUAGCCUGUUAUAGAUAACCCUGGAAAUUCUACCAUCUUGGUGUUGAUGUGGAUGUCUGAAGUUUCUUUAUCAGUUUUAUUUGGUUCGCAGUUUUCAUGGUUUGAUGUUGGGACUCAUAAUUAAUGAAAAAUGAUACUUAGUGUGAAUUGCCCGCACAGUUAUGAAUGCAAACAUCUGUUUGUAUGUGUCUGUCACUGUGCAUAUGUCCUGACUUAUGUGAACCCCUUCUGUGGUACACCCCCCACUUAAAGUAUAUAUGUGCUGCUGGCUUGUAAUAGUGUAUUUCAUUUGAAUAGGGAAGUUGGAAUUUUCAAAUUCCUAGUUGGGAAUUUUAAUUGCAACGCUCCCUGAGGUCGGACUUCCAAUUUGGAAAAACCAGACGACCCUCUACAAUCCCGACAUUAAGAUGGCUGCUCCGUGCAUCAACAGUAAAAAGCUGUAGUAAUAAACUGUUGUACCGCACUGCCUUAUUUGUGUCUCAUUAAAUCGGUAGUACACACAGUACUGUCCAACCUUUGUCUGUGGACAUGUUGCUGUGUUGUUUGUAUGUGCAAAAUACCACGCAAUGCUUUGUAAUUAACUGGUAUUACUGAUGUCUAAUGUGGCUAGUUGUACAGGAACGGCAUUAACUCUAAAUUGGUGUGACGUCAUUCCCAGCUCCGACGUCUGAGAUAAAUGGAACGCAGCAUAAUAUUCUGGGUAAACAAAGUGGCCUGGUGACGACACAUCCUUGGUACAACAAUGAUCAGCAUGUAGUGGGGGGGGAUGAUCCAGUUCCCAGGUGCCUCAUUGUGUGUGUAUCAGCCUCAUUCAUUGGUGUACUUGCCAAAAACAAUAGGAGCGGUGGGAUGUCGGCUUUCCAUACAUUUUUUGGUCUACUAUUCUUCUUUAUUAUUAUUUGCUUUUUCCCAAACUAUCAUAAUUCUCGAAAAACAGAGUUUUUUGUUUGCAUUUCACCAAAAGGUUAUUAAAUACCAGGUGUUUGCUUUUCAUAUUUAUUGGAACUUGAAUCUUAUUUUCAGGUUCUUGUAAGUCAGCCAAGAGGAAAGUUUCCAUCUUGCCAACUUCAUAAACCUAUACUGUGAAUCCUAUACAUAUCACUUAAGACUAUAAUUGUUAGUGUGGUGGCCCAAGACAACAUUCCCCUGACCACUUUCUGGGGAAAAAAUGCUAACUUUUUCCUUUCUUUUUUCCAAAGCAUGUAUCUUUACACCAGAGCAGCAGGGAAUGGGUUAUAAGUGGAACCUCUCCUUCAGAGGAAGGAGUGUGUGAGUGAGUAGUUAAAAAGCUAGACAGAAGCAUCUGGCUUCCCAGGCCAGCACAUGGAGAAGAGGGAAAUUCGGGGGGGCUAGGAGGGGUGUGGGGGAGUGGCCUUGACAUGUGUGAGUGUGUGUGAGUAUAGGCCAGUCACUGAGGAAGAGAGUUUGGGGAGACAUGCCGGCAGCAACUGGAGCAGAAUGGAAAGCAUGAGCAGUGCGAGGUUACAAGGAUCUUGACAGGGACAGCUUGGGGGAGCGAGAGCGAAUCAAAUUGCAGAUUCGAGAGCUGCGCAGUCAGCAGAAACAGAGCAGAGAGCAGCACAGAGCAGGCUCCAGCACAGGCAUGACGCUGGUCAUGGACACCGUGGGGAAAGGGGAGCCAGCAGGCCCUGCAGCAGCACGCUGGUGCCUGGAAUCCGGAACCUCCGACUUUAACGGCAUUGUGACUCAGUGCCAGCAGCAGGAUUCAUUUGAGCUGAGCCAGGAAUUUGCACCCUCCAGAGCCCGACUGGACUCAGGGGCAUCUGAGAGGAGUGUGGACUCAUUUUCUAGGCCCCAGUUAGACUUUGAGGCCCCUGACCACAGUGUGGGUUCUAUUCCCAGGGCACAAUUAGACUCUGGGACAUUUGAGAAGAGUGUAGGCUCUGCCUCAAGGGCUCGAUUGGACUCUGGGGCAUCUGAACGGAGUAUGAGCUCUGCCCCCAGGGCUCGAUUGGACUCUGGGGCAUCUGAAAGGAGUGUAGUCUCUGCCCCCAGGGCUCGAUUGGACUCUGGGGCAUCUGAUAGGAGUGUAGUCUCUGCCCCCAGGGCCCGAUUGGACUCUGGGGCAUCUGAAAGGAGUGUAGUCUCUGCCCCCAGGGCCCGAUUAGACUCUGGGGCAUCUGAAAGGAGUGUAGUCUCUGCCCCCAGGGCCCGAUUGGACUCUGGGGCAUCUGAAAGGAGUGUAGUCUCUGCCCCCAGGACCCGAUUGGACUCUGGGGCAUCUGAUAGGAGUGUAGGCUCUGCCUCUUCAUCUCGAUUGGAUUCUGGUACAUCUGAGCGUAGUGUAGACUCUGCCCCCAGGACACAAUUGGACUCUGGGAUAUCUGAGCGGAGUUUAGGCUCUGCUGUCAGGGCUGUACUGGAUUCUAGGGCAUCUGAGUAUAGUGUGCUCUCCACUCAAAGAGCUCAAUACCAUUCUGGAUCUUCUGAGGGCAGCCCAGGCUUCCAGGUCCAACAGAGAGACAGACUAGACUGCGGGAUGUCCGACACAGGCUUGGGGUCGUGGCUGGGGUCCGGAUCCUCCAUUUCAUCACAAAGACUACUGGAAUCACACAAGGAUCUCAGCAGCUGUAUAUCCUCACUUGAGAAAGAUCUCCAGGAGGCAUCAAUGAAGGCAAAGAGUGGCUCCUCCAGCUCAGAUUCAGAGUCUGAGAGCCACAGCCACAGUGCACCAAGGCCCAUUUGUGAGCGCAGUGGUGAGAGUUCCACCACAGAUACAGCUCAUGAGCAGCCUGAUGGUGUUGUCUACUCCAGGAGUGUCCAUGCAUCUUGCAAUGGCUUGGUUAAUGGAAGUCCAAGGACCAGGGAAGAUACUAAAGAACAAAAGACAAUAAGGACAAGAGAGAUGCCGCAGUCACCCUUUUGCACCACCAAACAAACAGCAGGUGACAAGAAGGAUGCAGCCGCUCUCUCCAUCGGCCGAGCAAAUUCUGUUAGGGACCGGGUACGCAAGUUUACUGAAGGCACCUCAGGUCAGAUAGUCCAGGCAAGGAGUUUCUCUGUGAGGAACACUGCCACUGCCAGCAUAAUGCGGGGCCAGACGCCCAUCUCUACAGUGACCCGCCGGUUUGAGGAACCUGGUCUGAAGGAGCAGUCCGAAAGUCCAGGAAAAGGAAAAACUGUGUUGGGACACACCCCCACUGGUCCUGAGGGAGUUGGGAGGUCCCAUGAGGAACGUCCAUCUAGUGCUGUAUCCUCCUCCUCUACAUCUGAGAGCCCUGGAAGUUUACUCCAUCGCCGGGUGGGCAUAAAGAAAGGUUCAUCUACCAGGCCUCAUGUUCCCGCCCCACAACGGGCUCCCGGCAGCCAGUUGCAGAGCCCUGGGGGUGGGGCUUCUGAGCAGCCUGAAAGCAGGGGGCCUGCCCCUGCUGGCUCAGAUGAGAGCAGCACCCUGGACCAGGCAGUGGAGUCAUCAGCAGCCAGCGGCACAUCAGGGGACAUCACAGCUCACAGCCAAGGAGACGGAGAUCCCAGCAUGAAGACUUUCCUUACCAUUGAGAUCAAGGAGGGGCGAACCAUCCCAGGGGGCAGUAUGGCUUCUCGUUUAGCCACCAGUACAGUGGGCAACAGGUCAGACCUGACCUUGGGCCUGAGACCGACUCCUUUCAAGAUCUCCUCUUCUGGAAUCUCUUCCAGUUCCACCUUCAAGAUGGAGAACGAGCCCGCAGUUGCCAUGGAGCCUGUGUUUGUGGCCGCACCCUCGGUCCGUGCAGCCACUGAGACCUCCUCCGUACCCAACGGCUCCUCCGAGGUGCAGCCAAGGUUGAAAGAGCGUUCGGGCAAAGUCACCGCCGAGCACCUUGCUGCAAUUGAAGAUGAGGAGCUCCUAGACAAGAUGCUGGACCAGUCAAAGGAUUUUGACGAGAGGAAGAUGAUUCGGGCAGCCAUGAGGGAACUGCGUCAGAGAAAGCGAGAGGCCCUGCUGGGAUGCACACAGAAGGAGAUAGACCAGCGGGAGCGGGAGAGGGAGUCACGCCUGCAGGAGCUGCGGCAGCAGCGUGAGGAACAACCCCAGAAAGGCAGGCGCCCGGGGGGCGUUGGUGAGGUGGUAGUAAAGAAGGUGGAGAAGUCAGCUGAUGGCUCCUCCCUCCACCAGGUCACCAAGACCGACCGCUUUGCCCAGUCAAAUGAUGGUCGCCAGUCGUCCCGCAGCACCGUCAUGGAAGCUAGCUACGUGCAGAAAUCAGAUAAGGGAACAGUCCAGACUAAGUCCUACAGCUAUGCUUCCUCGAGCUCCAUGAAAGUGGGCAGCGUGUUCGACCGCGAGGACACAUCUGCACAGGAGCGCAGGCAGGCGGAGCGUCAUAAGGAGCUGAUGAGGGCACAGACACUGCCUAAGACCUCGGCUGCGCAGUCACGCCGUGCCAUGAUCGAAAAGCUGGAGAAGGAGAGUGGAGGGCCAGCUAACACGGCAGUAGCUCGGGUGCAGCGCUCCACCAGCUUCGGGGUCCCCAACGCCAACUCCAUCAAGCAGAUGCUGCUGGACUGGUGCCGGGCAAAGACCCGCUCCUAUGAGAAUGUAGAUAUUCAGAACUUCUCCUCCAGUUGGAGUGAUGGAAUGGCCUUUUGUGCCCUGGUGCAUAACUUCUUUCCCGAAGCCUUUGACUACUCCGCCCUCAGCCCCAGCAAUCGCAGGCAUAACUUUGAGGUGGCCUUCAGCACCGCAGAGAAGCUGGUGGACUGCCCCCAGCUGCUGGACGUGGAGGACAUGGUGCGGAUGCGUGAGCCAGACUGGAAGUGCGUGUACACGUACCUCCAGGAGUUCUACAAGGGCCUGGUACAGAAAGGCCUGGUCAAAACCAAAAACUCCUAGAGUGCUGCCCCCACCCCAAGCCCUGCCCAAAAUUACGCCAAAUGGUGAGAGAAGGAGGGGGGAGGGGCACAUUGGGGCUGGAAGUCUGGGAUGACGUGCAUGAGAGUGAGUGGUAUCAUCAGGGGAUUCACUUUUUUGGUGUAUAUAUAAAAAAUGCUACAAUAACAGCCAAAAUAAUGAGUUGUUCAGAUGGCAAAGCAGCAGAGCUCUGACAGUGUAUAAAGUUAGCUUUCAGCUAAGAGACAUACUUAAGCUUUAAAUGUGUCAGUGUGCAAAUCAUCUUGACGUCAGAGCCGAUGACAGGAAGGAAAUGUUCUGGAUCUCGGUGUGCUAAGAGGAAUUAGGGAGGACAUAGGGCUAGAAAAAGCCAGGCUGCUGAAGCUGGAAAUUUAACUGGAAUAUUUUCUGUUAAAAUACCUAGCUGUAGAAAUGGACAAAAGAAUAAAAAUGUGAAAUCAGUAGCUUUCAGGACAGGAAUUCCGCUGUGAAGCCACACAACUGCAAUCAGUGGUCUGUGGGCACAGUGCCAGUGUCAGUGGGGCACACUGAUCUGCAUGACGCAGACAUUGUGCCGGACUCAGCCGCCCCAAACAUAGCCAGACAGCAAGCGAUGCCUUUGAAGGACUUCUGUUCUCAGCCAUUCAGCCUUACAGGGCAAGAAAAAGUUCUGCUCCCUAGUUUCCUGUUGAAACAGGAUGUGCUGUUAACUUAUAUUGAUCUGAAUUGUCCCCUUUGUGUUUACUUUAAAAUGUUAUCAAGGCUUCUUGUGUUUGUCUUCUGGGUGAACAGCUGGAACAGCAGAUAACGAAGUCCCAAGGAGAUUAAACAGAUUAAUUAUCCCAAAUGCGACCAACUCACGUAAAAAACUUCAAAGUCAAAAUGUUACAUUUUGCAUUCAGAGGAAAAAUUGUUUCCUUGCUGCAUUUUCUUGAAUAAAUGUUAUAAUCACAAAUGUUCCCCAGUACUUUUCUUUUUUAUGCUAUUUCCUUGCCUUCUAUAAUAUUUUAAGGCGGAUUAAAACUGCAGGCUGACAUCUAGUGGUCACUUAUAUAGAUCACACUUCAGACAAGUUAACUUAGGUCACAGAUUUUUAUAAAGCUCUACAAUAUUGGCAAUGUAUGUACACAGCUAGUGGCUAAUGGCUUCUUUCGAACAUUGAUUGUUUUAUUGAAUAGAAUGUUUGAAAACUGCUCCUGUGGUGUAUGUGAGCUGAAAUAUUCGGGCAGUGUGUAUGAGAGGUAGGUAGAUAAGCGUGUUUGACAUGCGUUAUAUUGAGAGAAAGCAUUUGUACUGUUGUUUUAUAUCUUUACACUGAUUCUUCCUUUCCUCCCCCACUGCCCAGGGCCUUUGCUAACUGUAUGCCCCUGCUGGAGGUGGAGGAUAUGAUGAUCAUGGGAAAGAAACCAGAUUCCAAGUGUGUCUUCACCUACGUGCAGUCGCUGGUCAACCAUCUGCGCAGAAUUGAGAUGACCCAGCGGGCCUACUCUGAUCUCUGACUUCUCGCCUCGCCCUCCACUUUCUAUGGCAAGGAAACAGUGAAAGUUCCUCUGCAGACGACCCUGUUACCCCUCUGCACCCGCAGCCUGAUCCUGGCUGACUGUCCUCUGUCCCCCUUUUUGCUACCUGCUGCAGGAUCUGCAAAUCUGACCGAGCAUGGAAGACGACUUAUAAAUACUGAGAAACUGCACCUCUGUGUAGUGUAAUUAACCAUGGCACGGGGGGCACUGGGCCAUUUCACUUGUCUGAGCUGGUUUCCAACCUAUUUGGUGUGUCCUGUUCUCACUUCCAGAGAGGAGGGUAAAAGCGGGAGUUCACACACCUGUCGAAUGACAUGACAAAAAGCACAGCAUGCAACCACAGCAGACUUGGCAACACAAGUUUCACACCCUGUAUUUAUCUGAGCAAGUUGUAAGCUUUAGGAAUUUUGCAUUAUUGAAUGCAUAAGUUACACAACUGACCAUCAACAUGACUAAACUAAAAUCUAUAAGUUAUAAAAGUUUUAUAUUCUCGUUAUUUGCUGAAACCAAGUGUUUUAUAUAAAAAAUUAGUUUUUAAGAUCAUCUUAGAUUUGACGUUAGUCAUAAUGCUGAUGAUCAUGAAAUCUGAGUUUUAUAUAGCUUAAAUGUUCGAUUUGGUACUCUUUCUUUUAUAUACAUUAUAAAACCAGCAUGCUUUUUACCACACACAUUUACUUGAAUUGUUUUCUUUUGCAAGAUGAUAUAAUUUUAUUAUUUCUAUUUAAAUAGAUUUAAAUUUAUAAGCCCUGGUAUGGAGAGAAUUUAUUGACUGGUUCUUAUAUAGUCGUUUUGGCACUACUACAAAUUUGUUGCCUUUUGCAGAGCUUUUAACCCUGACCAUAGUUUAGUGUAUGAUUUUGUCUGACUAGACCUGUUCUUAACGGAGAACACAGGGUAGAUAUCUACGUUUUUAGGCUGCGUUUCUCUGUUAACAUUGUGUCCAUACAAAAUAUUUGAAGGACAAACGUUUCACUGUGUUUGUAAAUUCCAGAACAUCUAUCAGAGGGACCAGGAAGGACCCUGCUGUAUUUCAGAGAAAUACCAGUAAGCAGUAACUGUGUUUGAGGAAAAAGUAAGUUGAAAAUAUGAGUCAUGGAAGAUUCUGGAAGGUUUUGUUUUAAAAAGCAGCAGUUUGGGUAGAGGCAGUCCUGCCUUAUAGGAUGUGGGUGUCACAUGCAUCCCCAUCCACUAUAAUAGCUUCUUAGCCCCCCCCGCCCCCCCAAGCCUAGUCUGGGUCGAUAGAGAGAGGGUCCCUGUCCUGACCACCUUCAUCAGCCAACAUCACCUAUGACCAGCUGCACACCCACACGUAAUCUCUUGUAUGAUUCUAUAGACAUGCAGCUACCUGUCUCUAUCGCCCUCUCCUGGCCAUGUUUGGUUGUAUCCUGUAUAUUUUGUCUUGCUAUGUUAAAUUUAAUCUUGUAUUAAUUACUAGCUGGCACUAUUCUAUGAGUAUUUUAUGUCUUAAAUUAUGUAUGGUUUAUUAGGUUUUUUUUUGAAGGAUGAGAAAAUGUUUCUCUCUACAGCCUUUAGCUCACAAGAGACUGGAUUUAGCUUAAGUACAACAUUAAUAACAGUUCUGUUAUUUCCAAUUCAGCAGACUGCUCCCUAUGUGAACUAAAAAGAGGCUCUCAGGGAACAAGAAGCUUUUUUUUUUUUUUUGCUUUUCACCAUCCUGUUUGGGGCACCUUGCACCACUAUAUUAAGCUUUGUAACAUGGGCUUCUGUUCUGCCAGAGAGAUGGAUGAUGAUAUCUUUGCUUGGCUAAAAAAGAAAUGCCUUCUAAAAUUGGUUCACUUCAUAUUUCCGAUUAGCAAUUGGCCUGAAUUAUGAGCAGGGCUGUAGAGGGGUUAGUGUUUUUCGACUGGAGCUUUCUGAUGUUCCUCCACUGCGGCUGACAGACAAAGCAAAGCAGCAGCAGGGUGGCCCUGCUCAAGUUUGUCCUCUGCAGCCAUGCAACCCGAGGACUCCCAUAAGCCAACAGACCCUCCAGCUACCGGCCAAAGCACAUUGUGGUAUCCAGUCUGUACCUCACACGUUAAUGUGAAUUAACUAUUAAACCAUGUAAAAAGGGA